CCCACCCCACUCGACUCGCGAUCUCAUCUUAGUGGAGUAUCUUCUUCGGGCGGCGCCACUUCAGCCAGUCUGUACACACGAUCACACCUCAGUGGGGCCUCGAACACCACGGACACCAGUCCUGCGAUGGGAGUCAGCACUAACGGUGCGGUUGGAGGCGGUAUUGGUGGGGCAGUUGCCGCUUCAGACGGAGCUGGAGGAGAAAGAAGCACUCACUUCUGGCAGGACAGAGCAGAACUGGUGAAACUGUUGAAUCAUGAUGGCUGGCCAGAGCCAGCCUCGUUUCCUAGAAAGGAAUUGGCAAUGGGAGCUCUGCUAGGUGAGGGAAUAUUUUUUCAGAAAUCGCUGUAUCAAUACUGA
Protopolystoma xenopodis is the source of this 360-nucleotide messenger RNA. NCBI's taxonomy places the organism in Eukaryota, Metazoa, Platyhelminthes, Monogenea, Polystomatidea, Polystomatidae. The record is from the annotation of a GenBank genome assembly.